Molecule: messenger RNA, 942 nt
Organism: Rosa rugosa (rugosa rose)
Lineage: Eukaryota; Viridiplantae; Streptophyta; Magnoliopsida; Rosales; Rosaceae
Product: peptidyl-prolyl cis-trans isomerase CYP18-2-like
Exons: 6
Coding region: 87-611 (174 amino acids)
Biological process (GO): protein peptidyl-prolyl isomerization; protein folding
Cellular component (GO): catalytic step 2 spliceosome
Molecular function (GO): peptidyl-prolyl cis-trans isomerase activity
Source: RefSeq, a predicted model, not a curated record
UCUUUUUCUUGGUACAGACUACAGAGGUGAAAAAGGAAAGAUAGUGUCUCCAAGAUCAAGUCUUUCCCACUCUGCGAGUCUGAAAGAUGUCGUCAAUCGCAGAUGAAGACUACUCAAGGUCGGUGACCCUAGAAACAUCGUUUGGUGAUUUCACCGUUGAGCUCUACUACAAGGACGCACCCAGGGCUUGCAGAAACUUCAUGGAGCUCUCACGCGGGCAUCAUUAUGACGGUGUCACAUUCCACAGAGUCAUCAAGAAUUUUUUAGUGCAAGCUGGUGAUCUUUCUGGGACAGGAAAGGGUAUAAAAUCAAUUUACGGUGCAAAAUUUGAGGACGAGAUAAAACCCCAGUUGAAUCAUACUGCAGCGGGCAUUCUAUCCAUGGCAAAUACUGGUCCAAAUACGAAUGGAACCCAAUUCUUCAUCACGCUGGCACCAUGUCCAUCACUGGACGGAAAGCACACCAUAUUUGGAAGAGUUUGCAGAGGAAUGGAUACAAUCGUAGAAAUUGGCAAUGUCCCAACUGAUGACAAUGAUAGGCCACUUGAAGAUGUGAUGAUACUUGGAGCAUCUGUCAAAGAUGUAAUCCAUGAAAUCAAUGUAUAUCCAUAAAGUCAAGGUUCCUGUGCCAAGUUAAGGCACGAAGUCGUGUCACUCAUUUACAAAUAUGAUGAUUGAUGAGAAAACUAAUGGUGGAAGAAAAGGGGAACGGGUCAGUUAUGUGGAUUAGAUACUCUCCUCCAUUCUGGCACUUCAGGCAUUUUACCCAAGACUUAAGUUUUCUAUCUUCCUUCUGGAUUUCUGUUUUUACUUCUUGCUUGAAGAAUGAAUACAUGAACUAUUGGCCUACUGCCAGGUUCUCACUCAAAUGGAUAUAAUGUAGAUGAUCGAUUUUAGAGGGCAGACAACCAUGGUUUCCUUUUUAAAUUAUAUUAUUUAUUCA